AUGAAUUGUGCCAAUUGCGAUGAGUCAAAAUUUGUCAAGGAUUGCCUAACCUGUCAAAAAUCCCUCUGUCGAGUUUGCCAAUGCAAAGACAUAUGCACAGCAUGUGAAUCUUGCGGCCCAAAAAUCCAUAUAAGAAGUAUCUAUGAUCUUAUAUCGCUAUGCGAAAAAUGCUUUUCCAACAGAAUAAAAGAUUUUGAAAGCCCAAUAUGCUUUUUAAACUCCUCAGGAGCAGGAGGAGAAGAAGAAGACUUAACCAACAUUCAGCAGGACGUCAACUCAAUUAUCAAUAAAAAUAUUUCUGACAUAUUGUUCUAUGCUUUUCGAAAAAAUAUAGGGGAAAUAGGUGUAGAGCCAAAUGAGUCAAAUAUGGAGGAAAGUUUGAUACAAGAUAUCAAAGAUAAAGUAGUAUCAAAACUCGAACUGGUUAUUAUAGCAACUAAUACUUUGUCUCAUAGUAUUUUAAAAGAUCUCUGUGAGCUGAUAAGAGAUAUGAAACUGAAUAUUGUUUGGUAUAAGCCUGACUUAAAAGAGAUGCAUGCUAUAGUUCCAACAGCUUCUCGCAAAGCAAAGCCAAAAGACUUACUUGUCCCUUUAGUGAAAAAGAAGGAUACGGCAGUAGUAGAUAUAUUUUAUAAUUUUUUUUGAUUUUAAUUUAGAACUAACUCCCCCCCCCCCCUCCGUGAGCGAACAAAACCAUUAGAAAAAUCGCCAUUUUUUGACCAAAAACCCACCCUCCGUGAGUGAACAAAAAUUUUUUUAAUAGAAAAAAUUUAAUGGAAAAAAAUUUUGAUAUAUAAGUGAUAAUUAGUAUAAUGAAAUCUAGAGCUAAUUCUGUUUAAAUUUUAAACAAAUUGCGUUUUAAAACAUAAAUUUUGCAAAUUAAAUUAAUAUUUGCUUCCCAAUUUUUGCAAAUUAGGAUUUUUUUAAAUUUCGAAAAAAAUAUUUUUUAUAAAAUUUAUAUAUAAAUUUUUUUUAAAAAAAAAAAUUACCCCCCUCCGUGAGCGAACAAAAUUUUUUUGUUCGCUCACGGAGGGGGGGGGGGGAGUAAGUGAAAUUUAAUUUUUUUAUUUGUUAACUUACCCAUGAGGGGGAUUUAGCAAAAAUUAUUGAUGAAAUUUCAUCAGAGGGCUACCCACUCUGCACUCAAAGCAGAAUUAUAAAGAAAUUCCAAGAUAAAAAUUUGAGGUUUGACUUUAAUAAACUUAUAGAGACCACAGAAAGAAAAAACUAUAUAAAAUUGCUGCUCUUUGAAGAGGAAAGCGAAAAUUAUUUGCUGCUUGCUUCUAAAAAUGCACCUGCAAUUAAUUCUGAAAUUAUUGAAGGCACCAUAAAAUUUUUUGAAAAUUCCAAACUGGUGCCAUUUUUAUUUAGAAUCCAGGAAAUGCUGCUGAAUGUUUAUGGAUUCGAUGCGUCGUUGAAUUUUAUAGAGGGAUUUGUGCAUGAUAUUCCUGGCUAUGAAGUAUAUUCCUCAGAAUAUAGGCAGGAUCCUCAAAAUUACAUUAAAAAAGUAGACGAUGGAGAAUUCAGGACAGUUUUUCAUAAUGGCCAAAUAAAUCAAAAAUCUUUGGAAAAAUAUGAAGCAUUUUUAGCAUUUUUAGAAAAAUUGAUAGGCAAGCGUAUGCCAAAAGGAGUUUUAGCCUUAUCUCUCUUAUUUAAGCAUUUAUAUAUGAGAAAUAAGCCAAAACUUUCAAUUCAAGAGAUCUAUGAGUUUUUUGAAUUCGGAAUCCAAGAAAGAAGUAUUGCAAUCAAAAGAAGAUUAAAUUCUGUUAAUUUGGCAGGCAUUAAAAUCCUUAAUUCACUAUUCGCUCCAUUCAACACGUGCACUGAAAGCUGGCAGAGUGAUUGUCUUGAAGCCCAGGCUGAAACCUCUCUGAUUUCUCAGUAGCGACUCUACCAAGGGUCCAUAAGACUCUGCUGAGCGUCUAAUGUUCAAUCACAAACUUAUUUUUAUGACGCCAACCCUUGAGUGCUCACAGGAGAGAUCAUUCUUAUUAUGAGAGCUACUUUAAACUGUAGAGACACCCUCGCUGGAGGCAACCAGCUGUCUAACUUAAUUCCCUCUUUCUUUAGUCACUCGAAGAAAAAACUAAAUAGCUUUUACCAUUGGGGAAAUCACCAAUACAUUCUAAGCAGGUAAGUCACCUUCUCCAUAUUGUGGGCGCUGCAUGGCAAAAACAAUGCGAUUAAUUGCCCUAAGUUUAAGGAAUUAGGUUAGGUUAAUUAAAGUCAGGUGUUUGCCAUAUUGGCAACUUAGUCACUAAAGAUCUCCCAUACGGAAGGUUCAAACGCUUUUCGGCUUCAGCCCAGAGGGUAUAUCCCCAAGAGUGGGUGCCACUUCCGGCCUUUUCUGUCUCCUCCUUGCCCUGCGGUUUCACUCUUGAGUGGAUGGCUUAUGGAUUUCUGCGGCCGUGAGGCGGACGAUUGGAGUAGCUUAACUCUAAAAAUCCUUGGAGUCUGUCGGGUGUCGAAAUGCCUACCUUCAACAGCUACAGGAAAAAAGCUGCUCCCCUAUGGCCUGGACUGAGACCCCCAGUUUCUCAGUCGAGAAACGCCCAUAGGUCCUUGGAUCCAAAAUGGCUUCACUUAGAGACGCUCAUCUCAACCGUUUUAUGCAUAUACAACAAAAGAAAAAAACUUGUACAAGUAAGCCAAAUCAAUAAAAGAAAUAACUCUGACAACCACAACAUUCCUCUAUUUAAAAAAACUGACUUCGUUACCCCUCAAGAAUGCAUAAAUAUGGUUAUUGGAAUUCUUCUCGAGCGCAGGCACGGGAUACAAAUAACUGACUUAUUCCACCUUGUGAGAUCUUUAUUUUCUCCACGAGUUGUGAGCUUAACCUACCUUGGCUAUUUUGACUUCGAAGACCUGCUGACAUGUAUAGAUGACGUAGAAGUCGCUAAUAAUUACGUCAUUUACAGUCUAUAUAAGCAUCCAGAAGAGUGUCCAUAUUGUAUGGAAGAAUUAGAAGAGGACGACACAAAGCUCGAAUGCUCUCAUCAAUUUCAUAACGCUUGCCUUAUAGAAAUUGUGAAUAAAUCAAUAAAAAAGUCUCAAUCUGGGGUAAUUUGUCCGAUGUGCAGGACUCCACUUACAGAAAAUAUGAUAAAGUAUAUUAUAGACCCAGCCAGACAAAAGAAAAAAGUAGAGAAAAAAGAUGAGAAAAAGCACCCUGAAAAGAGAAAAUCUAAGUCACAUCCGAAUUGGCUGAUACCUGGGAUUAUGAAGUGUUUUACGAAUAAUUGCCAGUAUUUUUUUGACCCUGGGUGUGCUUGCAAGUAUACGUGCCCGCUUUGCAAAAUUGAAUACUGCUUAAAGUGUGCAAUAGAAACCAAGAGAGAGUGCGAAUGUGCAAUCAAUGCUGCAAAAGAAAAUCAGGAAUUCCUGAAUUGGAUUGAAAUGAACAACGGCAAGGUCUGUCCUAAAUGCGGAAUAGUGACUUUGAAUGAAACUAAUAAAUCUAUAGUAAAAUGCUCUUCUUGCCACACAACUUUUUGCUUCCAAUGUGGAAAAUUGAAAAAGGGCUGCGUUUGCUAA
This is a messenger RNA of Blepharisma stoltei, 3534 nucleotides long. The record is from the annotation of a GenBank genome assembly. Lineage: Eukaryota; Ciliophora; Heterotrichea; Heterotrichida; Blepharismidae.